CAAGAAGAUAAACCCUUAAGUUCGCUCGCUUCCGCAGCCGGUUCUGUCCUCUAGUUUCGUAAUGUCAGUGUGAUCUGUUGUCCUCUGUGUAGUUAUCCCACUUAUUAUGGGAUAACUCUUGAUUCGGAGCGUGACUCAGACGACCUUUUUUGUAAAGAUGCGCCUGGCUCGGAGAGCAAUACCAUGGCUUCUGGACACCAAAAAGUUUAGCUCUUUCACAUCUGCUAGUACCCUGGACUUCGUUCCAGCCAGCGCACCGAUAGGUUCAUUGGCACUGGAGCAACUUCAGAACUUUGUCUACCAGACUAAGCGACUCUUUGUGAUCACCGGGGCUGGGAUUUCCACGGAAUCUGGCAUCCCUGACUACCGCUCAGAGGGAGUGGGGCUGUAUUUCCGCACGGAGAGACGACCUAUACAGCAUGCCGAGUUCCUGCGGAGUAGCCAGGCCCGCCAACGCUAUUGGGCUAGGAAUUAUGUUGGAUGGCCGCAGUUCUCCUCACAUUUACCAAACUCAGCGCACCUUGCAUUACGUAACUGGGAGGCCCUUGGGAAGGUGCACUGGUUGGUGACUCAGAAUGUGGAUGCACUGCAUUCCAAGGCUGGGCAACAGAAGCUGACUGAGCUGCAUGGAUGUACUCACAGGUAUGUGUCUGGGGUGGUAUGUCUAGGAUGUGGGUCCCUCUGUGCUCGAGAAACACUGCAGGACCGCUUUACAGCCCUCAAUCCAGGAUGGGUGGCAAAGUCAAGAGGGGUUGCCCCAGAUGGGGAUGUUUUCCUCUCAGAUGAAAAGGUCCAGCACUUUCGGGUCCCAUCCUGUGAGAGUUGUGGGGGCAUACUGAAGCCAGAGGUCACAUUCUUUGGGGACACGGUGAACAGAGAAACUGUGAACUUGGUGCUGAAAAAGCUGGAGGAAUCAGAUGGAGUAUUAGUCGCUGGCUCCUCAAUGCAGGUGUAUUCUGGGUACAGAUUCCUUCUGGCUGCUAGUGAAAGAAGAAUUCCAGUUGCCAUCUUGAAUAUAGGGCCAACCAGAGGAGACCAUCUAUCCAGCAUAAGAGUGAGUGCCCGCUGUGGGGAAGUGCUGCCUGCCAUCUUUCCUCUCUGACAGUACUGGAGCUGGCACAACCCUGACCCAUCAGCUAGCAAGAACAAGACAGAGUGAACACUUUGGAAGACAUUUUAGUAAAGAAGAUGCUCAUCCUCAUAACUCGCUCUUCUCUCAGGAUAUUAAAGAUUUUUUCCUGUGGCAUUUUGUUCUAUGUAAUGUUGAAUUUAUCAUUUGAACUUUUAAAUCCAAUCAAAUUAAAUUCCAUUUCAACUGGAUGACCAAGAGGUAUCUUUGCUUGUUGCAACCGAACCUAAAGUAGUAAACUGUUUGCCAAACCAUAGCUAUUAGCUAGAAGUUUUUUUUUCUAUAGCAAGCUCUGUUACUGGCUAAAGUACUUGGCUAAUGCUAGUUUGUUACCUUAGCGUAUCAGCUACAGUAGCAAGUCAUAAACUUUCGCACGAGAGAUGGUUUUAAAUGGCAGACAGUAAAUGUAAUUCACCAGCUUUAACAUUAGUAUUUCCCUAGGUAACUACCCAAGCAGUUACAAUUGUAAUUGCCUCUUGUUUAACUGCCAUCUUUAAAUUUUUAAGGAUGUUGUUCCACAAAUCUUUAGUCAAUUGAGGCCGUUUUGAAAAUAUUAAAAGUUUACAAAAAAUCUGAGCUAUUGAAGGUACAUACGUGAAAACAUUACAUACUGUAGAGUACAGAAAAACCUACAAGAGUUAAUAAUUACACAUUUAGGUACUGUACCAGAUUGUGUGACAUUGUUUUUGCAUUAUUUUUAAAUCUGAUAUCAAUGUUUCAUCUUAAACCUUCAUAAGGGGCACAAAUCCAACAAGUGGGAUUGGUUAGUUUUUGAGAACUAGUCUUGCAUUGUCAAGGAUGGCACAAAGUAAAAAAUAUAUUUCCAUUGUGGUCUUUGAUGGUAAACAACAGCAGUGGAGGUAAGAUGACUACACAAAAAUAAUGUCAAAAAACAAUUACAUCCAUUUUUGCCUCCAAGCAAUUACACUUGUGAGAAAGCAUGUCAGCGACACCUAGUGUCCUGGCAUGGUUUUUUCUAUGAAACAGCUUUUUGGUUUAGUUUGGCAUGUGUGCUGUGAGAGCGGGAGCCAUUUAUGGAAACUUCCCAAAUUUUGUUUAAUGCUUGUGCGUUUAUGCAACUAAUACCAGACACACACACACACACAAACGAAUGCCUACCCAACCUACCAUAAUUUGCUAAUAUUCUGUUCAAAUCCAUCAUUGCUUUCUCUGUCAUAAUGGCAACUGCAUUUGUUUCACGAGAAUAAAAUAUAUCACUCCUCUGGA
Molecule: messenger RNA, 2356 nt
Organism: Anguilla anguilla (European eel)
Lineage: Eukaryota; Metazoa; Chordata; Actinopteri; Anguilliformes; Anguillidae
Gene: sirt4
Product: sirtuin 4
Exons: 4
Coding region: 158-1102 (314 amino acids)
Molecular function (GO): NAD+ binding; NAD-dependent protein lysine deacetylase activity
Source: RefSeq, a predicted model, not a curated record